AAAUAGAGCCUGAGAGAAAAAAGGGAAUGGGAGGGGGUGAGAAAAAAGACGGAAAGCAUCCUAUUGCAGGUGCUGCAUCGCAGUCUCCCUCUCCCCAUCCUUUUUAACGGCCCGCCUCCGGCGUAAGGAGUUUUCCCUCUACCCUCCCAGCCUCCCCCUCGUUUUCAGCGCGGUUGAACGAGAGAGAUGAGGUAGCUACACAGCAAGCUCAAGAGCGCAAUCUAACAUCCCAAUGCGUGGUCUGUAGCUUUGGUUUGUAGCGUAUAUUUUUGGGGUUAUCGCGAUUAUCAUAGCUUCUACCAAAUUAAAAAGAUAGUUCGAGAAAUUCUGGACUGAGGUUUCAAUCGUAGUCUACCCAGCUGAAAUUGCAUUUCCUCUAAUAUUUGGAAUUGAGAUCAAGAAAAGCAAAAUGUUAAGGAUACUGUUUCAUGACACUCAAUAAGACCAGUUGAAGAUACCAAAAGACGAGCCAACAUCAAUUAUCAGAAAGACCAAAACUCCUAGUAACGACUGCAUCAUCAGCAUUCAACAAUGGCCUCCAACAGCAGUAUUGCCCCAAGUGGAGCAGAUGGAGAACAGCAAGCUGAGCAGACCAUCACCUCCCAGCCAACCAGCGCUGAGCACCAAGAGAAUGCCCCUGACCCCAGCCAAAUGGAAUCCAAAGACCACCUGGCAGUAAUCAGCGAGAAGAUGGAGACCAGUAAUGGAGUCUGUCCGGCUGACUCCUCUCCUCCCACAUCUUCAAUCUCGUCGCCCAAGAGACUGCAACACAGCAAAUCAGCCAAUGGGCGGCCACGGAAAGGCAGCCGCUCUGGGUCCCUGCUUGGUCAUGGAGCUGGAUCUCCCAGGCCCUCCAUCAGCCGCCGGCCCAGCACUGUGGCGGAGGGCCUGGAGGAUGACGGCAAGCCACCUAGGGACUACCUGAUCCUGGCAAUCCUCUCCUGCUUCUGCCCCCUGUGGCCCAUCAAUAUUGUAGCUCUCGUCUUCUCUGUUAUGUCAAGGAACAGCCUGCAGCUUGGGAAUGUUGAUGGGGCACGGCGUCUGGGCCGAAAUGCCAUGGUGCUCUCCAUCAUCUCCUUGGUUGGUGGGGUCAUCCUCAUCGUUGCAGCCAUCGUCCUAAACUGGGGAAGCAUAAUAAAAUCCUGAGGGUCUCCAUGGAAACCAGGAGCGAAGUUGCAAGUCGGCAUAUCAACAUCCAACCCAAACAGACAUUUCCCCUCUCCUACAGUACGAUCAAAGCACUAAUAUUACUCGACUCAAGCGCCUGCAACUUAUACCCUUCUUCUCCUGAACACUUCCUUGUUCUUUUGCUGCACGAGCAUGGAUGGCCUGUAACUCGUUUCUUCAAAACAGACCCUCACUUCUAAAAUCAUACACCAUGGACCCAAACACUGCCACUAGGUGUGUAGUGGACUGUGUAUCCAGCUUUUGCCAGAAAAAAAAAUCAUAGUGAAGCUAUAAGGGUGUUUUUUCUUUUUUUACUGUGAUCAGUGUUUACUCACCAUUUUUUUUUUAUCACCACUAAAUCAGAGGCUGCUGUUGUCACUCAGAAAGCUGUAGGCGACAUUUAGAAUGACACAGAUGUGCUGGCAACACUAACUCCGGUCAACAACACAAUGAUCUCCUACAGCGGGAUACCCGAGGUCUCUUGGACUGUGUUUGAAGUCUUUGUGGUUUUGCCGUGACCAGGAUGCUCCAUGUAGGUUACUCCAAUGUGCCAAUAAAACAAAGCAGGGGUCUUACUUGUCAGCAAAAAGGAUAUUGGCCUCCAAUGGGUUUAUGUCCUUUCAAUAUACCUCCAGUUAUCCAGUCCACACCACUGUAACUCCACCACUGUAACUCCACCACGGGAUCCUUUUAACAAUGAUUCCAAAACAGUUGUACACUGUAGUUAGUAGCAUGGUAAAGAGUGACACAGUUAGGGAAGGAGCUGACAGGGUGAAAGAGAUGGAGAUGGCUUCUUUUGUUCUGAAUUUGUUGUCAGUGGAGGGGGUCUCAUUUGUAGUUCAAUUUAAGGAGAACCCAUAGCUCUCCACUCAUCACUGCUUAAUUGUGUUUAUAAAAAAUUUAAAAAAAGAAUCCGGGAAGAAUGUGCCACUCCGGGUUUUGGGAUUAAUUUGCAUGCACUCAAAAAUACACAAUAUCUUGCACACUACUGUGCAUAGGCAUGCACAAAUCCAUACACAAUGUGAGGGAAGACAGAUGUACGCAGGUACACACGGAGACAAGGGCUGACACACCCAUACGGUAUAAUAACGGAUUCUCAUUGGCUGAACGAAAGUGGGCAAUAGGGAACCAGAGAGGGGGAGGGAGGAUUGGGUGAUAGCUGCAUGAGCUGCAGUCCUUUGUUUGGCGCAGAUGAAGAGGCAAAGAGGAUAUGUGUCUGAGAGAAGGGGAGAGAAUGUGUGGUGGUUGUUACUGAAGCAGGAUGAAAGACAGAAUAUACUAGACUGGCAUUAAACCAAGCGUGCUGAUAUCAUUGUAGAAUUAAAACAAAAUAUUUUAUUUUAGAAUACUUAUGACAGGUUGCAUGUUACCACAUUUGAUUCUCAUACAAUCAAGUAUCAUCACAUUAAAUUGUGCUUCUGGAACACAGUGGUCUUAUCUUUGAUUGUCACCUCUUUGGUUAGAAUAAUGCAAUAAAGCCUUUAUGGUGCAUUUGCUUACUCCCCCUUGCCCCAGGUCAGUAUCAGCUCUUAUGUGCUUAAAGUCUGCCCUUGUCUGGUUGUUAUUCACUGAGCUGGAUGGCCUCCCCUUCCUCUGGGAGUUA
Molecule: messenger RNA, 2770 nt
Organism: Esox lucius (northern pike)
Lineage: Eukaryota; Metazoa; Chordata; Actinopteri; Esociformes; Esocidae
Product: trafficking regulator of GLUT4 1
Exons: 5
Coding region: 532-1146 (204 amino acids)
Cellular component (GO): membrane
Source: RefSeq, a predicted model, not a curated record